Molecule: messenger RNA, 1676 nt
Organism: Populus euphratica (Euphrates poplar)
Lineage: Eukaryota; Viridiplantae; Streptophyta; Magnoliopsida; Malpighiales; Salicaceae
Product: serine carboxypeptidase-like 40
Exons: 7
Coding region: 80-1576 (498 amino acids)
Biological process (GO): proteolysis
Cellular component (GO): vacuole
Molecular function (GO): serine-type carboxypeptidase activity
Source: RefSeq, a predicted model, not a curated record
ACAGCUACAGAGCAGGUGGAUUAAGGCAAUCUUCGUAAUUUUUUUAGUGCAUGUUUUGGAAGUAACGAAAAGAAAUACCAUGGAAAGUAAUCCAUGCUUGCUUCUCGUUGUCAUUCUUGUUGUUUCUUGUUCUGUAGUUCAAAGCGAAGCGGCUGGCAAGAGGCAAAGCGAAGCACUUGGCCAUCUCUACAAGGCCAAGUACUCGAUGGGAAAUCUUAGCAUUGACAAUAGUCUUUUUCAAGCUAUUCAACAUGUAGAUACAUCCAGGUUUCAUGCUCAAGAGGGACUAAAAGAGAAGGAUAGAAUAGAGAGCUUGCCGGGACAGCCAAAAGUAGAGUUCUCGCAGUAUGGAGGCUAUGUUACCGUUGAUGAAUCUGCUGGACGAGCACUCUAUUAUUACUUUGCCGAGGCUCAACAUUCUAAAGAGUCCUUGCCUCUUCUUCUCUGGCUCAAUGGAGGCCCUGGUUGUUCAUCUUUGUCAUAUGGUGCAAUGCAAGAACUUGGACCAUUUCGAGUAUAUAGUGAUGGCCAAGCACUUUAUAAAAAUAGACAUUCAUGGAAUUAUGCUGCCAAUGUUUUGUUUCUUGAAUCUCCUGCGGGAGUAGGGUUUUCAUACUCAAACACGACAUCAGAUUACAAGAAAAGUGGAGAUAAAAUGACAGCUGAAGAUAAUUAUGUGUUCUUAGUGAAUUGGCUAGAGAGGUUUCCUGAAUACAAAGAUAGAGAUUUCUACAUAUCAGGUGAAAGCUAUGCCGGGCAUUAUGUGCCUCAACUUGCACACACUAUUCUUUACCAUAACAACAAGGCUAAGAAGACCAUUGUCAAUCUCAAAGGAAUUCUAAUUGGGAAUGCAGUGAUCAAUGACGAAACUGAUAGUAUAGGGAUGUAUAGCUAUUUCGGAAACCAUGCUCUAAUCUCAGAUGAGAUGGUUCAGAAAAUACUAAAAUCUUGCGAUUUCUCACCCAAUGCGACAUCCCAGUCUGAUGAGUGCAAUCAAGCAGCAGAAGCAGCAGGCAAGGAUACUAGUUAUAUCAAUAUAUACAACAUCUAUGGUCCAUUGUGCCUUCGUGAGGGUACCACAGCAAAUCCUAAGAAACCUUCUCUGGUGGAUUUUGAUCCAUGUUCUGAUUAUUAUGUGUAUGCUUAUCUCAAUCGACCUGAUGUCCAAGAAGCCAUCCACGCCAAUGUCACCAAACUUACUCAUGAUUGGGAACCCUGUAGUGAUAUCAUACCAAGUUGGUCAGAUAGCCCUUCAACAAUUAUUCCGCUACUGCAAGAAUUCAUGGCAAACGGUCUACGAGUGUGGCUAUUUAGUGGUGACACAGACGGAAGGGUGCCAUUUACUUCAACUCAAUAUUCUAUAAAUAAGAUGAAACUCCAAGUUAAAACCGAAUGGCAUCCUUGGUACGUCAAAGGGGAGGUGGGAGGAUACACACAAGUGUAUAAAGGAGAUUUAACAUUUGCCACCGUGAGAGGCGCAGGGCAUCAAGUGCCAAGCUAUCAGCCAUUGAGAGCACUUUCAUUGGUCAAGCACUUCCUUGAUGGCACGCCUCUUCCUGAUACUACGAGAUAUUAAAUCCAUUUCUUUGUAAUUUUAUUCAAACCAUCAUUUCUUAUAUAUUUAUAAGAAAUACUAUUCCAUAAGGCUAAUUAGAAAAAGGGAAGUUUAUUUCUUU